Molecule: messenger RNA, 859 nt
Organism: Cantharellus anzutake
Lineage: Eukaryota; Fungi; Basidiomycota; Agaricomycetes; Cantharellales; Hydnaceae
Exons: 4
Coding region: 219-740 (173 amino acids)
Source: RefSeq, a predicted model, not a curated record
GUUUGAUUCAAUAUAAAAUCCCCGCUGUGCAAUGUAUUCUCCUCAUGCCUUGCACUGGGUUGCUGUGCUUCCCCCUCAACGAGAGAUACCCCACUCACCCUCUCACUCGCGGAGCUCAAUCACAUAACACGUACUUCACCUUAUAAUCAUCUCUUCAUUUUCUACUUUCAGUCCGAUUCAACUCCCACAAGCCAAACCAAAGGCCUCCGCUACUCAGCAUGCUCCUUUUUUGCUCUUCCGUCAGAGUUUUUGAGGAUAAGAUCGACACUCCUACUUCGCCUUCUGGGCGUUUCUCGAGCCUGCGCGUCCCGACGUUCCAACUCACCAAACGACGCAAGGUCAACAAGGCGAUCAUUGGGACUCCAACAGGCUUUGUGCACUUCCAACACAUAGAUUCUGGCUCUUGUCAGUUGAAUGAAACAAACCUGAGAGCCAUCGACACUGUCGAGUGGAAGACACUCGUUACCAGAAAGCUGAGUGAUGCAUCUCAAUCAUCAGCAGAAUCCAAUCCUCGCAGGCUUGGCCUUCGCCUGAUUACAGACAUCUCAGCGCCUUCAUCAGGCGCAUCGCACAUCCCACUAUCACCUGUGGCUGUGUCCCCAGCGUCACCCACCACCCCAGCCUCCACUGGAGCCCGUCGUCGAUCGACACUCCUCACUCGCAAACCCGUGCCAGCCUACGUCGAUGAGACGACUACUGCUACUGCCCCGACCAGUCCGAUUGUCAUGGAGAGCAUAUAGCUACUUGAUUGCGCAGCCACCGCAAUCCUCGUGAGCGAGAACAACCACAAACGCCAGUACUGUGAUCCGAGUCAUUGUGGCCUUAUCUCUCUUCCAAAAUCCGCGCAUCUCCGACAAAG